This is a messenger RNA of Nilaparvata lugens (brown planthopper), 846 nucleotides long. RefSeq lists its product as uncharacterized. The record is from RefSeq and is a predicted model, not a curated record. The coding region runs from base 81 to 707 and encodes 208 amino acids. The transcript is spliced from 2 exons. Lineage: Eukaryota; Metazoa; Arthropoda; Insecta; Hemiptera; Delphacidae.
GAAAUGGUCAGCUUUUGAAUUGUGAAGAAGUUCUAUUUGAUGAAAAAUCAUCAAAAACCACGAUCAAAGAUCUGGUUAAAAUGUAUUUACCAGAUUUACUUAGAGACAGAGAAGAAAUGCUCCUUCCAAGGAAGAUCUGCAUUGGUUGUGUGAAAGCGAUUCUCAACUGGGCAGAUUUUUCCCAAAGAAGUUUGAACUUGCACAACUAUUUCAUGAAAUUGCUAAGUAGGGACUUUGAAAUAUCAAAAGAUAAUUCUGAGCUGGUCAAUUUUAUCAGAACAACCAAGGAAGAGUUUUCAUUGACCUUGGUAAGGUCCAUUUCAAGACUAUCACCUCAAGGCAGAGUACUCUUGCAAUGCAGUGCACCAACUAUAAAUACUUCAUCCAAAAAAGCACCACCUUUGACAAAUACUUCAUCCAAAACAGCAACAACUGUAAUUGAUUCUCCACCCAAUAAAGCCUUAAACUUAUUGUACCGUUCAUGUGAUAGGGCAUCAUUGAACAAUGAAAUAUCACCGGUUAAAAAAGGAGAAUCAAUUUUAAGAAAGCCCACUAGUGAGCUGAAAGCAGUUGAUAGGUUAUCUGUUGAACAAGACUCAGCUGAUCCCAUAAAUACUUCAUCCAAAAAACAGUAUUUGAUGGUUCAUCUGAUAAGGUAUCAGCAGACAAUAACGUAUCACUUUUUAAAAGAGGAAAAUCAAUUUUAAAAAAGCAUACUUGUGAGCUGAAUGCAGUUGAUACAUUGUCUGCUGAACAAGAGUCAGUUGAUUCCUCGUCACUACCUGCCAAACGUAAACCACCUAGACGAAAGCGGAGCUUUCCUAAGAAAAGAAAUAGGUCUAUGAA